AUGGGUGAGGAGUUUUUUUUAUCGCAGAAGCUGACGUGGAUGGCGGAGCGCCAGGAGGUGGACCGGUGUCUCAUGAACGGCAAGACGGAGGAGGAGUGUCACAACUUCAUGAAGGUGGUUGCGCCACGAGGAGACGGACUCCUCUUUGUGUGCGGCACCAACGCAUACAGCCCCACGUGCAGGAACUACCAGCUGGCGGACCUGUCCUUCACUGGGGAGCAAACGAGUGGCCUCGCCAAGUGUCCCUUCGACCCCCGGCAGGGAGGGGCGGCUGCCUUCGCAGGCGAGCGUCUCUACUCGGCCACGGCCGUGGACCCCCUGGGGGUGGACGCGGUGGUCUACGGGAGCCUGGGGCCCGGGCCCCCCCUGCGCUCCCUCAAACUCGACUCCAAGUGGCUCAAGGAGCCCGUGUUCGUGAGGGUGCUGGAGCACGGGCAGCAUGUCUACUUCUUCUUCACGGAGAUCGCCGUUGAGCUCAGCUCCAUGGGCAAGGUGCUGUUCUCGCGCGUGGCGCGCGUCUGCAAGAGCGACGCGGGGGGCUCUCAGCGCGUGCUGGAUGGCCACUGGAGCUCGUUCGUGAAGGCGCGACUCAACUGCUCGGUGGGGGGCGAGGCGCCGGGGGACGCCCCCUUCUACUUCAACGAGCUCCAGGGGGUCUCCGAGGUGCUCCACAUCGGGGGUCGCGAGCUCGUGCUCGGGGUCUUCACCACCCCCCUCAACAGCAUCCACGGCUCGGCCGUGUGCGCGUUCGACAUGGAGGACGUGGCCAGCACCUUCCAGGGCCGCUACUCGGAGCAGCGAGGGCCCGACGGCCCCUGGCUCGCCGUGCCGGAGGCCCGCACACCCACCCCCAGGCCCGGUGCGUGUGCGGGCGAGGGGGAGGCGGCUGCGUUCCCCGCUCGCCGCUGCUGCCGGACGAGGCGCUGAGCUUCGCCAAGACGCACCCGCUGGCUCACCGCGCCGUCAACGCCGUCUCCCCGCAGCCCUGGUUCGUGCGCUCCGGCACCCGCUACCGGCUGACCCACAUCGCGGUGGACGUGAGGGCGGGGCGCCACGGCAACGAGACGGUGGUGCUGCUCGCGGCGCAGAGCGGCGUGCUGCUCAAGCUGCUGCUGCUGCCGGGCGGUGGCGGCGGUGGUGGCGGUGGUGGUG
Messenger RNA from Lethenteron reissneri (Far Eastern brook lamprey), 1152 nucleotides. Its product is annotated as semaphorin-6A-like. Gene Ontology annotation, biological process: semaphorin-plexin signaling pathway; neural crest cell migration; positive regulation of neuron migration. Gene Ontology annotation, molecular function: chemorepellent activity; semaphorin receptor binding. The record is from RefSeq and is a predicted model, not a curated record. NCBI's taxonomy places the organism in Eukaryota, Metazoa, Chordata, Hyperoartia, Petromyzontiformes, Petromyzontidae. Gene Ontology annotation, cellular component: plasma membrane.